AUGUCACACACAGCUGCUAACUGAACCUACGCACCAUGUCAGGAAGAGGAAAGACCGGAGCCGGGAAAGCCAGAGCCAAGGCCAAGACCCGCUCGUCCCGCGCCGGGCUCCAGUUCCCCGUGGGCCGCGUGCACAGGCACCUGAGGAAGGGUAACUACGCGCAGCGUGUCGGCGCCGGGGCUCCGGUGUACCUGGCGGCGGUGCUCGAGUACCUGACCGCUGAGAUCCUGGAGCUGGCCGGAAACGCCGCCCGCGACAACAAGAAGACCCGCAUCAUCCCGCGUCACCUGCAGCUGGCUGUCCGCAACGACGAGGAGCUCAACAAGCUGCUGGGCGGAGUGACCAUCGCUCAGGGCGGCGUGCUGCCCAACAUCCAGGCGGUGCUGCUGCCCAAGAAGACCGAGAAGCCCGCCAAGAGCAAGUAGAGCUCCGCGCCGCUCCCGGAGAACCCAACGGCUCUUUUAAGAGCCACCCAAGUCCCUCAAAGAGACGGAUCCUUCAACCAUAAUUUAGUCAGCUAAUGUUGAGCAAAGCAAGGUUAUCGUAAUUGCAUAAAAAAAAGCCUAAUGACCACUUACACACUACGGUUGAUUUCAUCACGUACAAUGCUAUUGUAUCUGAUCUGAAUUAUCCAUGUGUGGAACCAGACAUAAUAUACUAUAUAUAGACAUAAUAUACUAUGUAUAUUCUGACAUAAUAUAGACAUAAUAUACUAUGUUUAUUAUGUCUAUGUGUGGAAGUAAAUGAGGUGCUAUAAGCGCCAUUUAUUUUGCAUCAACCGGAAACGCUCGCGCUUACACAUUGUAGCUUUAGGCGCCCUGAAAAAGCGAGCCGGGCUGUUUGUUCUUCAAUUACGUCCGCGAACAUCGCCGCUCGCGAUUUAUUGUCACGCCCCUCUAAAGAUGUCAAUAAUAUCCUAAAUGUUUAUACAAUUGGUCAGUAAUAAGGAAGUUGCCGCAACACAAUUUUCACUCCUGCACGUUUUACACUCGCAGCCAUUGUGGAGCCUCAGUGCCGACAGCGAUCGACGUGUAUGAACGUCGCUGGUCGCAGGUCUGAGUGCGUGGCGGUGGACUUUAUAUAGACGCAGUACGGAGCCCGAUCAUUGGAUGGUACUUAAUGAAUACGGAUUGGGAUCAAUAGACGCAUCACUUUCCCCGAGGGACAAAAGCAGCUGUGAAAUGGGGUUCUACGUGUUAAACCCCCCACAUGCAAAUGAGGCUGCGCUGUCCCUCCUCUGCCAUUGGCUGAUCGUGGGCACGUGAACUCUCAGGCCUACAUUUUUAUAUUGUAUAUAUUCACCACAUGCAGCCACUUGUUUUUCAUGUUGUGGUUCAUUGAUAAUAACUUAUUAUUUACAGUAAAGUUUAAUUACAGAACUCUGUACGGAAUGAACUGAACACAAUACGUUUUUCAGCUUUUUUAUGGUUAAAAGACAACGUUGUCAAGUGGAUGUAUUCCAUUGAUUUAUUAAUCUUUCAACACUAAACACAAAGCUAAACUACACAAAAAAGUAAACUAAACCUAAACUGAAAAAUAAAACUGCUUUUUUUUUAGACUUUCCUUUAUUAUUUCCAUCUCCAUCAUCUGGAGAAACUCAAGCACCAACAAACACGUCUGAGUAUGUUCCAGUUUAUUUCAUAACUCGUCUGCAUAUAUUAUCAACAGUUUAACAAACAGGAUUUCUUUUUUCUGUUAAAAACACAACGUAACAUUGACGGGAUGAGGUUUAACAUGUGAAACACUUAAACCACGUCUACACGGAAACUUUUGGCUUAUUGAGACCAAUUUGGCAGCGUUUGUUUUGGGGCGUCAGUAGAAGGUUGAUGGAGGGAGGCAGCUUCACGGGAGACGCACAGGCAGCAAAGACCGAGAGGACGAGGAGGACGAGGAGGACCUCCAGUACCGUUAUCAGAACACAACGUCCUCCGGGGGAGACGAGGUGUUCGAUCAAAACCAUGCAAUUACAAAUAAAAGAUAUCAAACAGAAAAAUGCGCCUACAAACGAGUGUUUAAAAGAAGACGUUUGGUUCGACUGGAAAAAGGACGCCGAGCUUCAGUUUGUGCCUCUGAAGGGAUCAGACUUCAUAUUUGAGGGUUUUUAUCAAAAGCGUUCUCCUCUCACCACGGUCCAUCUACAGAACCCUCUCAGUCCUGGUCCUGGUCCUGCCGGGGGUCCUGUCCCUCCAGCGGGUCCAGCAACACAUUGCGGGUCUCCAGAGAGGCGAAGCUCUGCUCCUGCAGGAGGAUGUUGUUCUGGAGCUGAGUCCUCCUCCCUCCAGAACCCCAACUAUGCCGAGAUGGACCCUCUACUCUGUGAUGGACUUGUGUCCUGUUGAAGGUCACAUAGAGGACCAGGACCAAAAUGAGCCUGAUUCAUAUAGUGGAUCAGGACUAAAGUGAGACUGGUUCGUAUAGUGGAUCAGGACUAAAGUGAGACUGGUUCGCAUAGUGGAUCGGGACUAAAGUGAGACUGGUUCAUAUAAAGGACCAGGACUACACUGAGCCUGGAUCAUAUAGAGGCCCAGGACUAAAAUAAGACUGGUUCAUAUAGUGGAUCAGGACUAAAGUGAUACUGGUUCACAUAGAGGACCAGGACUAAAGUGAUACUGGUUCACAUAGAGGACCAGGACUAAAGUGAUACUGGUUCAUAUAAAGGACCAGGACUACACUGAGCCUGGAUCAUAUAGAGGCCCAGGACUAAAAUAAGACUGGUUCAUAUAGUGGAUCAGGACUAAAGUGAUACUGGUUCACAUAGAGGACCAGGACUAAAAUGAGACUGGUUCACAUAGAGGACCAGGACUAGACAGAGACAGAUCCAGGACCAGUUCAAAGUUCCUUAAUGAAAGGUAGUCCAUUGUUAAAAGGUGGAUUCCCGUAGAAGGCACAAACCGGGCCGGCGAGGAGUUCUGAGCUCUGUCUCGGUGCCUAUGUGAGGAACUUGGACAGUAAUGGAGGACGUUUGUAGGGUUUCAGGGACACGGCUGGACGUCUCUGAUCUACACAGUACAAGGAUAGCAGCUUUAAGGGUCCACAAGAACAUUUCACCACAGCAGAAAACAGGACAAUAAAACAGGAAACACUGCAAACGCUCAAAUAGAUGCCCGCGUGCGUCUCUAGAGAGAGGAACGUCUUUAAUGGUUCUAAAAGUGAUAUCGUAUUUCAGUCAGAACUAUUCUCUUGUUCUCCUUGUUACCUUGUUUUUCCUCUUUUGCCCUUUCACAUUAAAACCCUCAUGACCAGGAUCGCUUCACUUCCGUUAGAAGGCUUUUAUUGUGAAACCUGAGUCUCAUCUCACCUCUCAAUAUCUAGACGAUAUCUGAUAUUUCCAUUAUUUCCUCAUGAGUUUGUGAACAACAGCAAACGUAAAUGGACCAGAAGUACUGGAGAAAUGUUGGACUGAAGAAGAUCUGCGACUGUUCCGGCGCCGACGCUUCAUGGGGAAGGAAAUGUUUAUUUAUGUGCAUAGUAGACUGUUUGAUUUGACACACAGAUGAUGUUUCUGAAUUAAAAGGAAAAUAUCACACAUCAA
Gasterosteus aculeatus aculeatus (three-spined stickleback) is the source of this 3532-nucleotide messenger RNA. Its product is annotated as histone H2A. Gene Ontology annotation, molecular function: protein heterodimerization activity; structural constituent of chromatin; DNA binding. The record is from RefSeq and is a predicted model, not a curated record. Gene Ontology annotation, cellular component: nucleosome. NCBI's taxonomy places the organism in Eukaryota, Metazoa, Chordata, Actinopteri, Perciformes, Gasterosteidae.